GAGUCGCCGUUUUGUGGGUUUUGUUGGGGUGAGGUUUGUGCAUUCACUCCCCCGGCGACUUAAACCCUAAUUAUCUCCGCCAUCGCCACCCAGCAAUCCCAAUCGAUCCAGAGUUGCAUCGCAAGGCGCACCUGAAUAUCAACCAAAUCCAUUGGAUUCCGUCCAAUCCUUGAUCCUUAAACUCUCCCAUUUUGCAGGGCUUUUUUCUCGCGUCAUCGGCACAACAAAAUGGAAUGACGACGGUGCGGUUUAUCAAUCGUCUGCACGGCGAUUCGUACUGGAAUAAGCAGUUUCUGAUUUGACGGACAAUAAUAUGCUAUUUUGGGCUCGGAGAGUGUCCAUGUCCAAGUUUUUCUCCUCUUCUCUGUUCCACGGUCACGCCGGCGGCAGAGAAUCUCUGCACCUCCCUUGCCCUGCAUCCACCGCCUGGUUUAUCAAAGUUGUGUGCACCAUCUGCAUUCGCAAUUCGCUGUCGCUAUCGGUUUUGGAUUCUUAUUAUUUUCGGGAGAGCUUGGAUCCCUGCGUGGCUUUCGGCGUGGUUUAUCACCUGAACAGAUUGAAUAAUUUGGAAUUGGCAUUUAGCUUUUUUAGAUUUUCAAGGGCCAAUUUGAAUCUCACUCACUUGGAAUCCACUUUCGAUUUACUCCUGAGAUCACUUUGCGGAAUGUGUCUGUAUGAUUCUGCCAAGGUAGUUUAUGAUUACAUGAAAGCUGAUGAGGUUUCACUGAACAGCGUGGCUAUGGAUAUUGUUGUUUUAUCCUUUGCGAAGGCUGGGAGGCUUAGAAUUGCUGAAGAAAUUUUGAUUUCAAAGGCUAAUUUUUGUAUGGGCAAAGGGGAAGCAGUUAGUCCUUUUGUAUAUAAUGAGUUUUUGGGCAUUCUAAUAAGUAGGAAUCAGGUUGAUGAUGCGGUUUUGUUUUUUAGAAAUCAUAUAUUGAGGUUAAGAAGCCUUCAUCCCGAUGUUUGUAGUUUCAACACAGUGAUGAGAGGAUUGUGCCUGGUGGGCAAGAUUGAUGAGGCUUUUGAAUUUUUUGAUAUCAUGAAAAAUUUUGGCUGUCACCCUGAUCGUGUUUCGUAUAACACUCUCAUUAAUGGGCUGUGUAGAGUUGGUAAACUAUCUAGAGCAGAAGAACUGCUUAGAGAACUUAAAGUGCACCCUCUGCUGUCACCAGAUGUUGUGACUUACACAUCGAUUGUAUCUGGGUACUGCAAAUUAAGUAAGACGGACAAUGCUGCAGGUCUCUUUGAUGAGAUGAUUGAGAAUGGAGUUAAACCAAGCUUGAUUACUUUUAAUGUAAUUAUCGAUGGUUUUGGUAAAAAUGGCGAGGUGGCUUCAGCCAUUAGAAUGUACGAAAGGAUGGCUAUGGAUGGUAUAUAUCCUGAUGUUGUCACAUACACAUCUCUUAUUGAUGGUCAUUGCCGCUGUGGAGAGUUGCAGCAAGGCAUGAAAUUUUGGGAUGAAAUGAAACAGAGACAGGUACUUCCGAACUUAUAUACAUUCUCAGUUCUAAUAAAUUCCCUGUGCAGGGAGAAUAGAUUAAAUGAGGCUCGUGAUCUCUUAAGGCAGUUGAGCCAGAGGAAGGACAUUAUUCCCAAACCAUUUGUAUACAAUCCUGUUAUUGAUGGGCUUUGUAAAGCAGGAAAUGUAGAUGAUGCGAACGCAAUAAUUGUAGAAAUGGAGGCGAAAGGGUGUGUCCAUGAUAAAAUGACUUUCACCAUUCUCAUCUUGGGGCAUUGUAUGAAAGGCAGAAUGUUUGAUGCUAUUGAAAUUUAUCGCAAGAUGAUGUCUGUGGGCUGCCUGCCAGAUAAUUUCGCCACAAGUUCUUUGAUAUCUUGCCUAAGAAAGGCAGGCAUGGUGCGAGAAGCAAAUGAAAUAAAACAAAGGGCAUUGAAUAGUAUGUCGUCAGAUUCAUCCCCAUCUAAAAGAACAAUGCCAGUUAGGGCUAACAUGAACAUCACUGUGGCUGCUUAGCGGAAAUUACAUUUUUUCUCUGAUGUUGCUUUUUGCUUGGCAACUGUAUGAGACCAUUCAUACAGAAUAAUCCAUUGAAUGAACUGGAUGCUAUGCUUACUACUGGUGGAGCUGCCUACAGGUUCGCCAUUUGCAUGAUCAGGAUUAUAUGAUUGAUGAGGCACUACCAAAACUGGGAAAAAAUUGAGCCUUCCCAUCUGCAUCAAAAGUUCUUGAUUUUGUUUGCUCUCCCAUGUCUUGGAAUGCUUAAUCCUGACAGGAUUGUUCCUUGUUCAAAGAUCGGUUGCAAACAUGCAAUUCUCUCAUUAGUGCUGGCAGCUCCCGGGUGGUCGCCGCUAUGCCCAAUGAAUCGAAAGUCUUUAUGUAGCGCAAUCCGGCCGGAAUAUUACUUCUCAAGGUCACCUGCAGUCUCAUUCAUAUCACAAAUUCUUGGAGAUCCAAAUCUUAUCCAAUGGAUGGAUGAUGAAUUUUUGUUUGAUCAGAUGUAAUCUUGAUCAUCCCACAGCAGCAUAUAAGGAUUCUUCUGUAUACCUCAUAUUGAUGUUAGUUUGACAUCUUGUUAUAGUUUGAUGUUGUAAUGUGUAAUGACGCCCACAUGUAUUAUUAGCUUAUUACUAUUGUUAGACAGGAUGACCUUUCUGCCUUUGUGGAGACCCGGGACUAGAGGUCCUGAUAAUGUACUGCUCCUUCCGGGGGUAAUAUAGUCAUUUGAGAUUGAAAGCGAAAGCACGAAUAAAUUACUUUGCCCCAAAUCCCAAUCCAUUUGGUCACACACAAAUUCCUGGUUGAUUAAGCUUCCUCAAUUUUCCAUUUCCCAUACGAAAUAAACUGGUAGAAAAGCCAGGUGGAGAAAAUCUCAACCCUUUGAUCGAGAGGAUUGUUGUAGCAGGAGAAUCACGAUGGAAUUCAGCCUCACGAAGCUGGAAUUGGACGCGGUUCUCCAGUUAAUCCAACUCAGCGCCGCCACUUCUGCCUCCUCCGGCGAUAUUCGCGUCGUCGACGGCGUUUGCGUGAAUUUACCCACCGGAAAAGAUGAGGAAAGCUGCAACAAAGGAGAGGAGGAAGGAAGCGUCGGAGAUACGCUGUCGUCGAGCGUAAACACUAGUCACAAGUGCGAGGAGGAUGAAGAGAUUUUGCCUCGACUUAAACCUAGGUACGAAUCGCUUCUCGAUGUCUACAGACGCACUCGACCUCCGAUCGACCAUCGCGCCAAAAAGAGAGUCAGGUUUUGAAUGAGGUACGGAGUUUCGUAUUGCGAAAUGAAUUUCAAUUGUAUAGAAUAUAGAAACCGCUCCUGUGGUGUUCAAUCAUCGCGUGUACAAUAAUCAACUAAAAGGUCUACCACCAUCUAGGCUUAAAUCAUACAAUAUACAAUGGCCUAUAUACAUGUAUGUAAAUUAAUUACUGUCAUGAUUUUACAGUUUUAUAUAUGCACAUAUAUUGGAGAAUCA
Messenger RNA from Andrographis paniculata, 3420 nucleotides. RefSeq names its product pentatricopeptide repeat-containing protein At2g06000. The transcript is spliced from 4 exons. NCBI's taxonomy places the organism in Eukaryota, Viridiplantae, Streptophyta, Magnoliopsida, Lamiales, Acanthaceae. Gene Ontology annotation, molecular function: protein binding. The record is from RefSeq and is a predicted model, not a curated record. The coding region runs from base 314 to 1969 and encodes 551 amino acids.